Messenger RNA from Adineta ricciae, 1365 nucleotides. The record is from the annotation of a GenBank genome assembly. Lineage: Eukaryota; Metazoa; Rotifera; Eurotatoria; Adinetida; Adinetidae.
AUGAAUUGUACAACGAAAGUACACUACACUGAUGGGGAUGGUAACAUACGCAUCAAAGAAAAUAACACGUUCACCUCUCGAACUUCUUUGCUUGAUAUCAUUCAAUGGAUUUUCACCUGGUUAAAAUACACUUAUGCAUUCGACUUGCAAAUUCUCAAUCCACAUAGUAGUGAAUGGAUUGAUUUUGAUCAUCACUAUUUCAAUCAAACAAAACCAUAUGAACAUCAGUCAAGAAUCGACCUGAAAAUUCUUCCGACUAAUGAUGGUCAAUUUCGAAAUUCGACAUUUAUUGUUGAGAAAUAUCAAGCUCCAUCGCUCAUAACCAUUGAUCGUGAUUAUCCGACUAUCAUUUUCACAGAAAAUGUUAAUGCCGAGCAGCGUGAUGAGGAUAUUGAUAAAAGAUCAUUUAUCAAAGGAAAUUCUCGCUUGAAUGUACGGAGACCCAAAGUCAAAAUCAUGAGCGAAAAUAUUAACGUAGAGAAUUGUUCACUUAUCAAUUUAUUGGUCUUUCUCAUAUGGGAAGUCUGUGACAAAGGUGUGCGCACAUUAUAUUACCAUCCAUAUCGAAAGUUAGUCGGCGACUGUGCAAAUGAAGAUCACAUUACAAUUGUUCCUACGAGCGACAUGUUCGAACACGGAGAUGAUCUUAAUGUUCCAACAAUGGGCAUUCGUGGUGCAAAGACAGGUGAUCGAGAUAAAAGCAAAUUCUUACUUUGCCAAUUGAGCAAUAGACUGUGCGAAGAGACAUCCUAUGAAACAAGUCGUUUGGCAUGUUUAUUAAUGGGAAAUGGAAAUCCUUGGUGGAAUACACUUGCACUGUCAAAUGCAAUGAUUUUCACUAAGUCUUUCUAUACAAUAGAAUCAAGAGAUGCGCUGGACUGUAAUGGGCAAAUCAUUGAAAGAAUACUUGUUCAAAUUUUCAAACGGAAAACGAAUUUGAACCAGCACGAUGCCGUACCAGAACACACUCCACACGCCGAGAAACGAAGAACAUCGACAGAGAGCAAUGCAAGUACCGAUUCGUUUAUGUGUGCUGUUCAAAAUAGUUUUCACACUACCGAACAUAUGAACUCUCGAUAUCUACCAAUAACUGUGAGCAAUGUCAUACACGAUCAGUCUGUCGGUGAUCCAAGUCAAGUGUCAGAAUCGACAUUGCUAAGUGGCGUAGAUUCAUAUACAACAUCGCCUAACUGGCCUGAUUUCGAACUUACUUCGAGCUUUCCCAUCUCUCCGUUUGGAACCGAAAACAAUGCAGACCAAAGCGAUACUGUCAAUAGUACAAGUAUGUCACCCUUAGCAUCAUAUGUUCCAUUCUAUGAUAUUACUUGUCCUUCGUUUGAUCAUAAUGCUCGAAAUGUUCGAUAA